Molecule: messenger RNA, 873 nt
Organism: Olea europaea var. sylvestris
Lineage: Eukaryota; Viridiplantae; Streptophyta; Magnoliopsida; Lamiales; Oleaceae
Product: CDGSH iron-sulfur domain-containing protein NEET
Exons: 2
Coding region: 216-518 (100 amino acids)
Biological process (GO): regulation of autophagy
Cellular component (GO): mitochondrial outer membrane; intracellular membrane-bounded organelle
Molecular function (GO): 2 iron, 2 sulfur cluster binding
Source: RefSeq, a predicted model, not a curated record
AAUUCAGGAAGGAAGAAAAGGAAAAUUAAAAGAGUAAAAUGGCAUCCACUCGAUUUGCAAGGGAGCGUGGUCGCCACAAGUUCAUUGGCUUCGCUCAAUUUUUAUAAGAUAAUCACUGUUCCUCCACAGCCAACAGGAGUACAACAAUCGAGUUUAUGCAUUGAAUUUCCACUAGACAUUGAUUUAUCAAUAUUUAUCAAACUUUGGCAGUUUCAAUGGCGUCCUUGACUAGCACGAUUCAAUCUGGAUUAUUCUCGUACGGCAGACCCACGACAACAGUUGCAGCAAGGCCACGGCGGAUGGUGGUGGUGAAAGCCGCGGAGGCAAUCAACCCAGACAUCAGGAAAACUGAAGAAAAAGUGGUGGAUUCAGUCAUUGUCACUGAACUCGCCAAACCCCUCACUGCCUACUGCAGGUGUUGGAGGUCUGGGACUUUUCCUUUAUGUGAUGGAAGCCAUGUGAAGCACAAUAAGGCUACUGGAGAUAACGUUGGACCUCUGCUCCUCAAGAAGCAGUAAAUAACGUCUGCUUCAUUUGUGUGAUGAAGAGGUUUUUCAAUCGUAAAAAUAUUACUAUUAUAUGCUCUAUUGUUCGAAUAAAUGAAGCAUUCUGAGGUGUUCUUUAGCUAUGACUUCUGAGUCAGCUAUGAUUUCUUAUUCCCCUAUUACUGUGAAACUUAGAUACUCCAUCUACUAGAAUAUAUGAAGUUCAGAGGAACUUUUGUUGAUUUGUGUUGCAGUUCCCCGAUUUCACCAGUUCAGAAUAUAGAACCUCCUGGUCGAGGUUUGACUCUCUGAUAUGAUUAAAUGCUACAUAAGUUGUUUGCAGCUUAAUAAAUCCAAAAGUCAUAUGAGCAUUGAAGUGUGGUUUUAA